AUGGAGGGCCUUGAAGACCUCAAAAUCUCUUUGACCAGAGACAAGCUCUGGCUGUCCUUUGAUCCUGAUAUCGGCGGCUUGGCUUGGCUCUUACGGCCGCUAAUGGUCGUACAACAGGUUUCUCACUUCGACGUGGUCAUUUACUGGCCGAGGUCAAUUGAUUUGGAAAAGCUUGAACACGAAUUAGGUGGCAGCCUCCCAUUUCGUCUGGAGAUCGUGGUGACCAAUAUGCCUAAUUGCCACAUAUAG
This is a messenger RNA of Penicillium chermesinum, 249 nucleotides long. RefSeq lists its product as uncharacterized. Lineage: Eukaryota; Fungi; Ascomycota; Eurotiomycetes; Eurotiales; Aspergillaceae. The record is from RefSeq and is a predicted model, not a curated record. The coding region runs from base 1 to 249 and encodes 82 amino acids. The transcript has a single exon.